AUGGAUGACCAGCAUUCUGCUGCUGAAAUUCCACUUCCUUCUUCCCCUCCACAUACACCCGCCCAGAAUGGACAUGGAAAUCCGUCUAUAUCCGUUGCCCACAAACCAGACGCAGAUGCAUCCCACCGGUCAGGUCCUUCUCUUCAGUCAGAUUUGAAGCCGCAAAAAAUCGAGGAUUCGUUGGAGCACGAACCAUCCGCAGCAGAGAACGUACAAGGAAAUACAGAUGUUGCCGAUGAAGUCCUAGUUAGAGCACCCAUUCCGCAAAUCCAUGCACCAAUCCUUAGCAUGCAGGAGCAAGAGUUAUCGGUCUUGAACUCAACAACACCGAUGACAGAAGAACAAAUGGACGGAAAUGCAGGCGCUGUCGAUGAAGCCGUCAUUGCAGUGUCGGAUUCACGGAUCCCUGCGCCGAAUUCUGACAUUCAGGAGAGGGAACUCCCAGUUCCAGAGCCAGAGUCUUCCCUAGAACUUACGCCUACAUUGAAAUCGGCAGAGCCGUCUUCUUCCAUUGUCCGGGAAAUUCCCCCAGUGCCUUCUCCCCCCGUAUUCAACUCUAACAACUUCAAAGAAUCCUAUCAUCCGAAGACACCUGGCUGUCCGCUUUCAGGCAACAACUCGGUUUCAUCUGUACUUAUAUCUUCUGCACUCGAAACCAUUGCUUCCUCCAAGGAUGCGAAGCGUUCUGCUCCUCUGAAAGAGAGCACCCAAAAGGUUCUGGACCUCAUCCGUAGCAACCAGGGCGGUGCGGAUUACAAUUCUCCUCCGAACUCACCGGGUCCAUCCCUCGAGGAUAACCUACCAUCCCUGGUUGACCUCGUUGCUCAUACAACGAUCGCUUGUCAUACAGAAAAUACACCCGAUGCGGUAUCCCUACAAAUCGUGAAAGCUCUACUAUCACUGGUUCUCUCUCCUACCAUCCUAGUUCACCAUUCUUCGUUGUUGAAGGCGGUCCGAACUGUGUAUAACGUCUUCCUCCUGAGUACAGAUGUUGUGCCUCAGAUGGUUGCACAAGGUGGUCUUACUCAGAUGGUGCAUCACGUCUUCACGCGUUGUAGGAUUAGAGAUUAUCCCCCAUCGAUCGACAGCGCGACCUUAUCCCGAAGCCCAAGUCAAACUAGCUUUGCUUCUCCAAAACACCUUCCGUUUACUAUCCCAUCCCCAAUAACGUCGAUAGCAAUCAAUGGGCAUAAUACGCACGACCUCAUACACCAAGCACAAUGCUUCUGCUUCGACAGCGCCACUGCCACAGGAGACCGCGAGCCCGCUACCUGUUACCACUGA
This is a messenger RNA of Lentinula edodes (shiitake mushroom), 1284 nucleotides long. RefSeq lists its product as uncharacterized. The transcript is spliced from 2 exons. The record is from RefSeq and is a predicted model, not a curated record. The coding region runs from base 1 to 1284 and encodes 427 amino acids. NCBI's taxonomy places the organism in Eukaryota, Fungi, Basidiomycota, Agaricomycetes, Agaricales, Omphalotaceae.